UUCCCCAACUGCAUCCCCCCUACCACAGCCUCCCGGGUACUGUCCAUGGCCUGCCUGAUGCUCCUGACGUGGGUGAACAGCUCCAGCGUGCGCUGGGCCACGCGCAUCCAGGACAUGUUCACAGGCGGGAAGCUGCUGGCCUUGUCGCUCAUCAUCGGCAUGGGCCUUCUCCAGAUCUUCCAAGGACACUUCGAGGAGCUGAGGCCCAGCAAUGCCUUUGCUUUCUGGAUGACGCCCUCCGUGGGACACCUGGCCCUGGCCUUCCUCCAAGGCUCCUUCGCCUUCAGUGGCUGGAACUUCCUCAACUAUGUCACUGAGGAGAUGGUUGAUGCCCGAAAGAACCUACCUCGCGCCAUCUUCAUCUCCAUCCCACUGGUGACCUUCGUGUACACCUUCACCAACAUCGCCUACUUCACAGCCAUGUCCCCCCAGGAGCUGCUCUCCUCCAAUGCGGUGGCUGUGGUGAGUGGGCCCUUGCUCGGUCCCUGGCUCCUGCCCAGGCCCCUGCCCCGGCCUCACACACAGCCUCUCUCCUGUGCCCACCCAGACCUUCGGGGAGAAGCUGCUGGGCUACUUUUCUUGGGCCAUGCCCAUCUCCGUGGCUCUGUCAACCUUCGGAGGCAUCAAUGGCUACCUGUUCACCUACUCCAGGUGACUACACUGGGGAGACGUGGGCAUGGGGAGGGAUGGUUGGACAGGUGCGUGCAAGUCAUGCCGGGGGCCAGAGGAAGGGAAACCUGUCAGGGGCAGGGAUCCGCCUGAAGCUGGGGUGAUGAUCCCACCAGUAAGAAGUGUCUGAUCACAACUGAAAGGCAAAGAAAGCAAGAGGGAGGCAGGUUGAAGAAGGUGAAGAACUGCCCAGUGGGGCUGCUGGGCCCAGAGUGGGAGGUCAGAGGCGACAGCUUAAGAGGGACAUCAGGUCUGGUGCCCAUCUGCCCCAACACUAGGCUAUGCUUCUCUGGAGCCCGAGAGGGGCACCUGCCCAGCCUGCUGGCCAUGAUCCACGUCAGACACUGCACCCCCAUCCCCGCCCUCCUCGUCUGUUGCGGGGCCACAGCCAUCAUCAUGCUCGUGGGCGACACAUACACGCUCAUCAACUACGUGUCCUUCAUCAACUACCUCUGCUACGGCGUCACCAUCCUGGGCCUGCUGCUGCUGCGCUGGAGGCGGCCUGCGCUCCACAGGCCCAUCAAGGUGAACCUUCUCAUCCCCGUGGCAUACUUGGUCUUCUGGGCCUUCCUGCUGGUCUUCAGCUUCAUCUCCGAGCCUAUGGUCUGUGGGGUCGGCAUCAUCAUCAUUCUUACGGGGGUGCCCAUUUUCUUUCUGGGAGUGUACUGGAGAAGCAAACCAAAGUGUGUGCACAGACUCACAGAGUCCAUGACACGCUGGGGCCAGGAGCUGUGUUUCGUGGUCUACCCCCAGGAUGCCCCUGAAGAGGAGGAGAAUAGCCCCUGCCCACCCUCCCUGCUGGCUGCCACAGACAAGCCCUUGAAGCCACAAUGAGAUGUUUGUAGAGACUGAAGCAGCUGUUUCUGUUUACAUGUUGUUUAUUGAGGAGGCGUUUUGGCAAAAAAGUUUUUCUUUUUGUUGUUGUUUUCUGGGGGGGAAAAAAAAAAAAGAUACGACUCUUAGAAGCCUGUUUUAAGGAAACCCUGAAAUGUGGACUGGGUUUCCUGUCUUAGCGCUGCCCUGCUAGCUUUUCCUGAAAAAGCCUAUAAAUAAACAGGGCUGGCCGUU
This is a messenger RNA of Mandrillus leucophaeus (drill), 1737 nucleotides long. RefSeq names its product solute carrier family 7 (neutral amino acid transporter light chain, asc system), member 10 (gene SLC7A10). NCBI's taxonomy places the organism in Eukaryota, Metazoa, Chordata, Mammalia, Primates, Cercopithecidae. Gene Ontology annotation, biological process: amino acid transmembrane transport; D-alanine transmembrane transport; D-serine transmembrane transport. The record is from RefSeq and is a predicted model, not a curated record. Gene Ontology annotation, cellular component: membrane. Gene Ontology annotation, molecular function: neutral L-amino acid transmembrane transporter activity; L-amino acid transmembrane transporter activity.